AGGCAGCAGGUCUGCAGUGACCAGGUUAGCACACAGAACCUAGUACCAUAUUACCUUUCACACCACCUGCAUUAUUUAACAUUUCAGGAGUGUGAAAGAGAACACCUGACACAGCCUCCUUACUUGGUAGAGCUGCUCCACCAAACAACAGCAAAGUCUUGUGAGCGUCUGCCUUUUCUUGUGUGUGUUUAUUGCUGAUAGAUCACUGGGAAUGUUUGCUGCAGCCACUAAGAACUUUGUAAAGCAAGUAGGAGAUACAGGCAGGUUGAUCCCUGUGCCGAGCCUGAGUGAGGCCGAUCGCUACCAGCCCCUUAGUCUGGUCACCAAGAAGAGAAAAAGACGUUUAUUGAAGAAGAAAAAAUAUGCCUCCACCCCGUUCUCCCUCAAAGACAUCCUGGUGGGGGAGAAGGAGAUCACAGCAGGAGUGUCUUCUUACCAGCUUCUUAACUAUGAAGACAAAUCUGAUGUGGCCCUCAACGGUCGACUGGGCAACCACAUCAUUAACGAUGUGGGCUUCAACAUUAGUGGGUCCGACUCUGUGGCUGUCAAAGCAUCCUUUGGUAUUGUGACCAAACAUGAACUGGAGGUUCCAACAUUACUGCGAGAACUCAACUCCAGGAAAGUGGACUUGGAUCACUGCCUGGUCCGUCAGUCUAAGGAUAAUGGGCGUAGUGUCCUGUGUGUGGUUGUGGAGAGCAUUCGAACGACUCGCCAGUGCUCCCUGACUGUGCACGCCGGAAUGAGAGGGACGACCAUGAGGUUUCAGAUCGACAACGGCAGGAAUCCCAAAGGUCGAGACAAAGCCAUCGUCAUCCCGGCUCACACUACCAUCGCCUUCAGCAUCUGUGAGCUCUUUGUGCGUCUGGAUGGGCGUCUGGAUAUCUGUGUAGCUCCAGAAUCCCAAGGUGGAUUUGAGAGGGAGCAGAUCAGAGAGCAACUAGGGGGCUUCAUUGGUCUAUUUUCCGUAGGCCGACUGCGUCGGUUCCUGUCUGGUAUCAUCUACGGAAACCCCUUUAGGGCAGACGACAGGACGUUUGAGGAGCUUACCCACACAGACACAUACAUGGACGACAUGGUGACAGACUACUACGAGAAGGCCGCCAGCAUGACAGAUGUGUCCACAGCCUACCUGAGGGAGAGCAGCCACACCAGAGUCAACCUGCUCAAACACAACAUCUCUAAGGGACCCUGUGCGCUGUGUGGCAUGGGAAACCAGAAGCGAGAAACCGUCUAUGGCUGUUUGGAGUGUACAUCUGGGGGCCAAAAAUAUGUCCGACUGCACGUUGUACCUUGUUUUGACCUUUGGCACAAAACAAUAAGGUGAAAAAAGGGUAUUGUUAACACAGUAGAAAAGAUUUGUUAGUAGUUUUAUUCAUUUUGCUGGUGCUGGGUUUUACAAAAGUAACAGUUUACCUCACUGUUUUAAAGUACUGUUUACUUUAAAAUAAAGAUGACAAUGCAGACUAUUUUAGUCAUUAUUUCAACAGCAGUUUAACAGUCGUCUCUUUAUGGUGUCAUGUGCAGAGUGUGUACGCUGU
This is a messenger RNA of Cynoglossus semilaevis (tongue sole), 1538 nucleotides long. It is a transcript of the gene pjvk, whose product is annotated as pejvakin. Gene Ontology annotation, cellular component: cytoplasm. Gene Ontology annotation, biological process: programmed cell death. The coding region runs from base 212 to 1324 and encodes 370 amino acids. NCBI's taxonomy places the organism in Eukaryota, Metazoa, Chordata, Actinopteri, Pleuronectiformes, Cynoglossidae. The transcript has 6 exons. The record is from RefSeq and is a predicted model, not a curated record.